AACUGCACAUCACUACCCUACAGUAACCUGCCCCGUCACUUCCAUAAACGACCAUCAGUUAUGAGGUUAGGCUACUCUGCUGCAUCCCACACCGCUGUCAAAAUGCGUGUUUUGUGGGGUGGAUUUAUCAUCCAUUUCAUUGCAAUUUAGAACAAUGGUCCGGCAUCCUUUUGCUAGGUAGAAGCAAGCUAGUAGGUUAUGAGUCAGAGAGCUAUCCGUUUGAACAAAAUGAUUAAACAUGGCAUUCGACAGAAUUUGCUAUGCCUUAGCACCAUCACAAACCAGUUGAGUGCUGAACACAUUUGAAUGACAGUUUAACCAAGCCAAAGGUGAGUUCUGUUAAACAUUGACUGACACAUUUACCACCAUCACACUGAGACCGUCACACCACUGUCAUGCCAUGGACUUGCAAGAAGUGAAAUGUCUGGUGCAAUUCAAAUGGAUAAACACAGGCUGAAGAAAAUAACUUUUCUAGGAUAAAUAGUAGUGGGCUUAGGCGGCCAUGGACCUGUUCAGCCAGCUCAUCCUGGUCAUCUCGGUCACCAGUUUCCUCUCCUUCCAGUGGCUCUUCCACUGGGUCAGUCCAUGGGUCUCCACCCGUGUCAGCCCUGGCUUCUUACGCCUUGCAGACAAGCAGAAGGUGGAGUGGAACUCAAGGACAGUGUCCACGCUACAUGCCCUGGUGGUGGGACUCUUCUGCCUCUACAUCCUGCGCUUUGAUGACGCCAUCAAUGAAGACCCCGUCUGGGGAGAUCCCACACUUGUGAAGAUAAAUGUUGGCGUGACAACAGGCUACCUCAUAUCUGAUCUGCUGCUAAUAUUUUACUAUUGGAAGGCGAUAGGCGACAAGUUUUUUGUCGUGCACCACCUGGCAGCGUUAUAUGCUUACUACUAUGUACUGGGACAAGGAAUGUUGCCUUAUUUUGCUAACUUCCGUCUGCUUGCAGAGUUCUCCACGCCGUGUGUCAACCAGCGCUGGUUCUUUGAAGUGUUAGGUUACUCCAAGUCCUCCAGGCCCAACAUCGCUAAUGGGAUGGCCAUGGCCGUUGUCUUCUUCCUGGUUCGCAUUGCCGUCAUGCCUCUCUACUACAGCCGCAUGUGGUCCGUGUAUGGCACCGAAGCUUUCUACCGCGUCCCACCGGGAGGCCGCACUGCCUGGAUCAUCUCCAGCAUUUGUCUGGAUGUCAUGAACGUCAUGUGGAUGCACAAGAUCGCCCGUGGCUGCUACAAGGUCAUGCGCUCGGCCCGACGACACAAAGUGGGGACACAGGAGAACGGAAAGUCUGACUAAAAAGCAAGAGGAUGGUUGAUGUUAUGGGUAGGGAGAGCCCAUUGAACCACUGUCCCCUUUUAGUGCACAAUUGGAUUAGUAACUUUACCUGACUGGGACAACUGUUUCAGUGUCAACUAACUUACAAAAAGCUAAGUCUUGCACUUACUGAACUUUAUGGUAGUGGACGCAGGACAUUGAUGUGGACAAAGGGGCAAUAUCUUGGGCAGUGAUGUGUAUAACUGCCUCUUAGCAAUACUUCCUGUGCAUGGCAAAUUUACUUUUCUGUUGCAUUUUCUCACAAAGCAGCAUGUCUGGGAUGAUGUCCGUUUUUCCCAAACGCUUCACCAAGUCAAACGUUUACUGCUUGUUCUAGACCAUAGACACAAAUGUGUGAAUGGUCCUGUGCUCCCCAAAACAACUUGAAACACCUCCCUUUCAUUUGGCUUUUUAUAUACAUUUGAAGUCGGAAGUUUACAUACACCUUAGCCAAAUACAUUUAAACUCAGCUUUUCACAAUUCCUGACAUUUAAUCCUAGUAAAAGUUCCCCGUCUUAGAUCAGUUAGAAUCACCACUUUAUUGUGAGAAUGUGAAAUGUCAGAAUAAUAGUAGAAUGAUUUAUUUCGGCUUUUAUUUCUUUCAUCACAUUCCCAGUGGGUCAGAAGUUUACAUACACUCAAUUAGUAUUUGGUAGCAUUGCCUUUAAAUUGUUUAACUUGGGUCAAAUGUUUUGGGUAGCCUUCCACAAGCUUCCCACAAUAAGUUGGGUGGAUUUUGGCCCGUUCCUCCUGACAGAGCUGGUGUAACUGAGUCAGGUUUGUAGGCCUCCUUGCUCGCACACGCUUUUUCAGUUCUGCCCACAAAUAUUCUAUAGAAUUUAGGUCAGGGCCUUGUGAUGGCCACUCCAAUACCUUGACUUUGUAGUCCUUAAGCCAUUUUGCCACAACUUUGGAAGUAUGCUUGGGGUCAUUGUCCAUUUGGAAGACCAAUUUGCGACCAAGCUUUAAGUUCCUGACUGAUGUCUUCAGAUGUUGCUUCAAUAUAUCCACAUCAUUUUCCUCCCCCAUGAUGCCAUCUAUAUUGUGAAGUGCACCCAGUCCCUCCUGCAGCAAAGCACCCCCACAACAGGAUGCUGCCACCCCUGUGCUUCACGGUUGGGAUGGUGUUCUUCGGCUUGCAAGCAUCCCCCUUUUUCCUCCAAACAUAAUGAUGGUCAUUAUAGCCAAGCAGUUCUGUUUUUGUUUCAUUGGACCAGAGGACAUUUCUCCAAAAAGUACAAUCUUCGUCCCCAUGUGCAGUUGCAAACCGUAGUCUGGCUUUUUUAUGGCGGUUUUGGAGCAGUGGCUUCUUCCUUGCUGAGCGGCCUUUCAGGUUAUGUCCAUAUAGGACUCGUUUUACUGUGGAUAUAGAUACUUUUGUACCUGUUUCUUCCAGCAUCUUCACAAGGUCCUUUGCUGUUGUUCUGAGAUUGAUUUACACUUUUUGCACCAAAGUACGUUAAUCUCUAGGAGACAAAACGCAUCUCCUUCCUGAGCGGCAUGACGGCUGCGUGGUCCCAUGAUGUUUAUACUUGCGUACUUUUGUUUGUACAGAUGAACGUGGUACCUUCAGGCGUUUAGAAAUUGCUCCCAAGGAUGAACCAGACUUGUGGAGGUCUACCAAAAAAAAUGUCUGAGGUCUUGGCUGAUUUCUUUUGAUUUUCCCAUGAUGUCAAGCAAAGAGGCACUGAGUUUGAAGGUGGGCUUUGAAAUACAUCCACAGGUACACCUCCAAUUGACUCAAAUGAUGUCAAUCAGCCUAUCAGAAGCUUCUAAUGCCAUGACAUACUUUUCUGGAAUUUUCCAAGCUGUUUAAAUGCACAGUCAACUGAGUGUAUGUAAACUUUUGACCCACUGGAAUUGCGAUUUACAGUGAAUUACAAGUGAAAUAAUCUGUCUGUAAAACAAUUGUUGUAAAAAUUACUUGUGUCAUUCACAAAGUAGAUGUCCUAACCGACUUGCCAAAACUAUAGUUUGUUAACAAGAAAUUUGUGGAGUUGUUGAAAAACAAGGUUUAAUGACUCCAAACUAAGUGUAUGUAAACUUUCGACUUCAACUUUAUGGUUGCCUGAAUCACAGAGGUUGAAUAUAAACAUUUUGAACACAGAGGAACCAAUGCAGAAAGUAUUUCAGUAAUGGUCUGUGUCAUUAAAAAGCCCAUGCUGCUGUCUGUCUGCUGAGGGAGGACAGGGUGUAUCAACUUCCCCUUUAAACCCAAACACACAGCGUCUGUCAGAACUGGAUGGACAUCUAGUGCAAUUAAACCUUGAUUCCUUUCAGCUCAGCUCUUGGCUCUAUCUCAUUUACUCUCAAUGAGUCACUCUGAAACUGAGCCAAUGCUGAAGAAGACCGAUAUAUCCCCGGCUCAAAUGGAGUAAGGCCUCUCACUCCGUGGGAAAAAGGGAAAGUUGCAUGAAUCCAUUCCUUAUAUUUGCCCAGCUGGGUUACAGAUUUUGGGGGAUUUUGAGUUUAAAUAUAUUUUUUUUAUAUUUUGUUUUAAUCAAAAAGAAGACGGCGGUCAGUGCAUUUUGCUGGUAUCGCCAUAGGAUAUGGCGUGCUGCUUGCCUGUGAAAGAGAAUGUUGAAAGAGAACUUGAGAACGUGCCAGUUGAAGCGAUAGGGAAAUGCCUCGUGGGCAUUGUUAGCUGGAUUCUGACAUUCUUCUCAGAUUUUAUUUGCUCAGAUAUAAUACAUUAGCUUUUUGUCCUCAACAUUUCAAUAAUUUGAGAGUUUGAAUGCCAUAAUCUCAUAAUGUGUAUGGUUACAAGUUGUUUUUCUCGUUCUAAUUUACACACAUACUGUCUAUCAACAUACAUGCACUGUCAACUGGGGCAUGGUGCAAUUAAAUGUAAUUACUGGGUCUCAGAUCAAUAUGAAACUAGAGUUUCCUCCAUUUUUGGAUGAGGGGCCAUUGAGACAAUGUUAUUGGAUGGUUAUGUCCCUUGUUCUCGGAUCUUGGGGUAAAGAACUUCUUCUGAACUGUAUCAAAUGUUAUUUAUUUUUUACCAGUUAUGUACUGGGGCAGCACGUCAAUGUUUGUAACUACAUAUAUUAUUUAAGGAGAUGAAUGGCAUAGAGGUAUUCAUGAUGCACAUUUAUGAGGAAAAGCUUUCAUGAUACAGUGACAUGCAUUUAUAAUCAAUGUUAUAUACCUGCUUUCUCACUGAGCAGUUGAGUAUAGUGCGCACACACACACACGACUUACGUGUACAGUCUUUGGAAAAGAGGGUGUGUCGUACUACAUUAGUAUUUUACUGACUGAAUGACUAUUUAACACAAAGUAGAAUGAUGACAAAUGUUUGUGUGAGGAUAAGGAACUACUUGCAUUGUCCUCAUCCAAAUGAAAAACUUGUGUACUUGAAUUUUGACUGUACUUUCAUUUCUAUGGUGGAUACAAAUAAGCAUAUUUUUAAUGGUCUGUGAAACAAAAUAGGGAACUCAAGUCAUCAUAUUUGGCCUUGUCAUGUUCUCCAGUCUUCUUUUGUGAUGGUUGCCUUUUUAAAAUCAGAUUUUAAUUGCACAGUGAGCUUUUGUUACCGCUUUUCCAAUGGAAUGUCCAAAAUAUGUUCUUUCUACAGUGUUUGUUUUGAUAAGCCCGCCUCAAUGUAAUUUCAACACAUUCAUUCUGAAACGGAUUGCAUCAUUUUAUACAAUUGUGUGGGGUGGAUUAUGGCAAUGAUUGUACAGUAAUAAACUAUUUCUCAGUGAAACGUGUGCCAGUAUAGAGCAGUUUUAACUGAAGCGCUGUACAUUUCCGUUGAACUAAACUGUACAAACCCUGACCAUGUUCUACUAUCGUCUCCUCUCCUUAUCAACUCUCCUCGAUGUUCACUAAUCUGAAAGGAUGGGGGGAAAUAUGGUUACGGAGGGAGGGAUUAUGGAAAGGAAGCUAUGGUAGAGUUUUGGUAUAUUGUCAUAAUGAGAACAUCAGCCCUCCGUACUGUGUGUUGUGGCCAUACAGUCUGUCUAUGGUUGUGGCGGUAUACUCAUGCAUGAUCGUGUUCCUCUCUUCACACACCCUCUAUAAAUGCAUGUGGUAUUGCAUGGAGAUCACUGUAAACAAAUAGCAAAUUUAUUGCAAGCUGUAUUUUUUUUAUUUUUUUUUAUCCUGGACAUAUACAUGAUGUCUAACCCCAUUAGUAUUCUUCUGUACUUGUUGUUCAUUACGUUAUCCAGCGAUGAUGAUUGUGAACAUGUGAAGCAACUGUUGCUAACACCCAGCACAGAAAUAUCCAAUUAGGGAAAUUAUACUUGAUAAUAAUCAGCAUCGUUGCAAUAUGGGCAGUGCAAAUAGACAUGAAUACCUUACGUCUCGCAUUUCAUUGUAAUUGUGUGUUUCUGCAAGUAAUGUUCAUGUUUAUUAGUAAAAACCAAUAGAAAGUACACACCCCUGGUGAUUGUACAAGAUAGGCUUUCAAAAUACUAGUUCUCUCAUUUUGCAAGUUUUUACUGAAUGAAAGAUGGGGAAAUACAGCCUACAGAGAUGAUUCGGUGAACUGAGCCCUGAAUCCUAUAAAUGUAUUCAAGAUGUUCCAAAAAAUGUUUGGGUGAUGGCUAGUGUUUACUUUUGUUGUUGAUCUUUUACAAUACAUGUCAAAUCUGUGAAGAUACGUGUUGCUUUUUAUGAUUUGAAUGUUUUUGUUUUUAUUACAAUGUUCCAAAUGUAAUGAAGAUAUGGGGUCCAAUGUUCACCCAAAGAGAAAAAUAUACUAGAAAACACUCUGCAGCACCCCUGACCUGUUUGUGGAAAGGGAAAGUUUACAUGUUGGCAAAAACAUGAACGUUUUUAAAUUCAAUUCACACUUGUUGUUCUUAAUUUUACACACCUGAUGCCAUUUGCCUGAGUAAAGCAAUAUGCAGCAUUUUAAGUGUCAAUAAAUAUUCAGAAUUAAA
Salvelinus fontinalis (brook trout) is the source of this 6201-nucleotide messenger RNA. RefSeq names its product TLC domain containing 4a (gene tlcd4a). Gene Ontology annotation, biological process: lipid homeostasis. Gene Ontology annotation, cellular component: endoplasmic reticulum; membrane. Lineage: Eukaryota; Metazoa; Chordata; Actinopteri; Salmoniformes; Salmonidae. The record is from RefSeq and is a predicted model, not a curated record. The transcript is spliced from 8 exons. Bases 503 to 1291 code for a protein of 262 amino acids.